This is a messenger RNA of Magnolia sinica, 1176 nucleotides long. RefSeq names its product uracil phosphoribosyltransferase. Gene Ontology annotation, biological process: uracil salvage. The transcript has 11 exons. Gene Ontology annotation, molecular function: uracil phosphoribosyltransferase activity. Bases 153 to 791 code for a protein of 212 amino acids. Lineage: Eukaryota; Viridiplantae; Streptophyta; Magnoliopsida; Magnoliales; Magnoliaceae. The record is from RefSeq and is a predicted model, not a curated record.
CUCUCCUUCCAAAAACCCUAAUAUCUGAAGUCCGUCUCCCAACAUAACAGCAUCUCUCUUCAUCCCUAACGACGUCCGUUAGCAGACGGCAGCCCGUCCGCGCCUCGAAUUCUCAAACGACGACUGAGAAGAAGCCAGUCUCGGACGACAGGAUGCUGGUGUUUGUUCCACCACAUCCGUUGAUCAAGCACUGGGUUUCUGUUCUGAGGAAUGAGCAGACUCCAUGUCCAAUAUUCAAGAAUGCAAUGGCAGAGCUCGGAAGGCUACUUAUAUAUGAAGCUUCAAGGGAUUGGCUGCCUACUGUCUUCGGGGAGAUUCAGUCGCCCAUGGGUGUUGCUUCUGUUGAAUUUAUUGAUCCAAGGGAGCCCGUGACGAUUGUCCCCAUCCUGAGAGCUGGUCUUGCUUUGGUAGAGCAUGCACCAUCAAUCUUGCCAGCUACUAAAACUUAUCAUCUCGGGAUAAGCAGAAAUGAGGAGACGCUUCAACCAUUUAUAUAUUUGAACAAGUUACCUGAUAAUCUUCCUGAGGGAUCUCGUGUAUUUGUUGUUGAUCCUAUGCUGGCAACAGGUGGCACGAUAGUUGCAGCAAUUGACUUAUUGAAGGAACGUGGAGUUGACAACAAACAAAUAAAAGUGAUAUCAGCGGUGGCUGCACCGCCGGCGCUUCAGAAGCUAAGUGAAAGAUUCCCAGGGUUGCAUGUAUACACGGGAACAAUCGAUCCAACCGUCAAUGAGAAGGGGUUUAUAGUCCCUGGGUUGGGAGAUGCAGGAGAUCGGAGCUUUGGCACAUGAAAGUACUACGCAUUGAAAUUACUGAAAUUUCAGUUUUCCUCUUUUCUUUUUCAUCAAUCUUCUCUGAGCAAACGAGCAUAUGCAACUCACUUGACCACGUAUGGUUGAUUUUUUUAAAAUUUUUUUUUCCUUCUGGCGGCUUGAGUGUUUUGAUUCUUUCAUCAAUUCACUCCUUGAUUUGGAAAGGCAGAAAAUGGGGGGAAAAAACAGAGAGCGUUUGGAUGCAAGGCUUACAUGGCUCGCUUUUGGGAAGCUAUGAGGUUUCCUUUCACUGGCUUUUCCUCCCCCAAAAACUAUGUCAAUACUGAAUUGUCUUGAAAGUUUCCACACUUGCGUUUGGGGGUGGUGAUAUAUCAAAUCUGCCUUGGUACUGAUUCUGAGCUAA